AUCUGGCGCCCUGGGUUUCCUCAGGGCAUUCCUCGCAGCUCAGGCUCCCGCUUAGUUGAUCACGGAGCGACAGCUGUGACUCCGGCUCGGGCAGCAUGUCUGAGAAGCGGCGCUCAGUGGACACCGAAGCCCAGCGACUCCCCAAUACCUUCAAGGAGAGCCCCAAUACAAGCCUUGGACCUUGUGGAUGGAUUUUGGUGUGUUUCUCAUUCUUGUUCACAGUUAUAACGUUCCCGUUAUCAAUAUGGAUGUGCAUAAAGAUAAUAAAAGAAUAUGAAAGAGCUAUCAUCUUUAGAUUGGGUCGCAUUUUACAAGGAGGAGCCAAAGGACCUGGUUUGUUUUUUGUUCUGCCGUGCACUGACAGCUUCAUCAAAGUGGACAUGAGAACUGUUUCAUUUGAUAUUCCUCCACAGGAGAUCCUCACUAAGGAUUCAGUGACAGUUAGCGUGGAUGGCGUGGUCUAUUACCGCGUUCAGAAUGCAACCUUGGCUGUGGCGAAUAUCACCAACGCUGAUUCAGCAACCCGGCUUUUGGCCCAAACUACUCUGAGGAACGUCCUGGGCACCAAGAACCUUUCUCAGAUCCUCUCCGACAGAGAAGAAAUUGCACACAACAUGCAGACUACCCUGGAUGAUGCCACUGAUGCCUGGGGAAUCAAAGUGGAGCGCGUGGAGAUUAAGGACGUGAAACUCCCCGUACAGCUCCAGAGGGCAAUGGCUGCUGAAGCAGAGGCAUCCCGGGAGGCCCGAGCCAAGGUCAUUGCAGCUGAGGGAGAAAUGAAUGCAUCCAGGGCUCUGAAAGAAGCCUCCAUGGUCAUCACUGAAUCUCCUGCGGCCCUUCAGCUCCGGUACCUUCAGACACUGACCACCAUUGCUGCUGAGAAAAACUCAACGAUUAUCUUCCCUCUGCCCAUAGAUAUGUUGCAAGGCAUUGUGGGGGCAAAACAGUGAGGCAUCUAGGCCAACACAGAGAUGAGCUCUUCCCUUCCAAGGAUGAAAUGGGGGACCAAAUCAGCCUUUAAUCCAUAAGGAAAGAGUAGGAUGGGAACCUUGACUAUUCUCCCUCCCUUUCCUUUUCCGUAUGUUGAGUGUGAUGUUCUUUUAGACUCUAUAGUGAUCCUAGCAACAGAUGAAGAUUCUUAGCUUGUAAAUAUUGUGUGUGUGUGUGUGUGACAGAUUUAUAUAAGAUAAUCUCUUACUCUUUAAAUAUUUCAAAGUUUGUAUUUUUUAGAUCAUUAUGCAAUAGGUUAGUUAAAUCCUUUUUUUUUUUUUUUUUUUGACUUUCCUUGAGUCAUUCUCACCCUUCCGUCAGGAGCCAGGCCAAAGGCAAAAAAAAAUAGACUCUAACCACCACCACCUGACACCCCGGCUGAACAAAUGCUUUACAGAAAACAGGGACCUUAGGCUACCACCAGCUUCCCUGGGCCAUAUGUGCCUUACUUCCGGGGAUCUUACUUAAGGAAAAUUUCCUAACGUCCGUUUACUUUCUAAAUCUAAACCAUAUUUCAAAAUAAUCCUCACUUGAGACGAGGCAUUUUCUUGCUAGAACCUUUCAGCACUGGAGGAAGUAGUCAACUUCAAUCAAAAUGAUUACCUUAACCUUUGAAAGACUUUUAAAUCCCUUAUAAGGACUUUCAUAAGGUCCAUAUAAAAUCAUGUGGGUGGGUUGUUUUUUAACUUCUUUGAGCCUCUUUAUGAGUAAAUGAUUCUUCUGUGGUCAGUCUUUCAAACUAAUUACCUGUCAUAAAAGUGCUUUUUUCUCAUUUUUGCUUAUUUUUAUAUAUCAGGUUCUAGUUUUGAUUUUUUUAAAUAAAAUUUUCUCUGAGUUUUGGAAACAUUUGUUUGUAUACCCAUUUGAAAAACACAAGGACUAAUAUUUUUUAAGACUAUCUUCAGAAAACCAUUAUAUUUUACUGUCUGUGUGCUAUUAACUACUGAACACUGUGAAAUAUCUCAGUUACUGACCCCAUUUAUUAAGCAGUAUAAAGAAUUCACAAUAUAUUGGGCAUAUAAUAUCCAAUGAGCUUGGGCGGAUGCCAUUAAACCUAGGAUAUCUACAUAGAUGGAGAUAUUUUUUAUUUGCCUAGUCAUCCUUUGUCUACCACAUAUAUUGAUGCUGAAAGAGCAAGUAGUCGGCCCCCCUGAACCAUAGUUGCUUAAUCUGUAAUAUUAGGAAGCACCUUCCGUUUCACGAAUGCCUUGCAUCAUUCUUAUUGGUCUGGCAAGCUGGCUCAUGACAUUUGAAUUGCUUCCUCUUUGAGGCUCUGAGUUCACUUAGCGAAGUCGAAGAAUAGCUGCUUCCUUACCCAGAGCCAACCUUCCUAUCUGUCCUUGGCCGGAUCCCUGUUAAUCCCCACCUACAAGUGUCCCCUCUCCUUUACUCCAUUUCUAAGCUUGUUUUAGAAAACCUUGAACCACCAUGUGUCUUGGUUCCUGGCUGAGUUUAUUAGAUGAGUAUGGAGCAUUCUGACUUGGACUCAAGUUGCAUUUAUAUUCUGAAUUUAAAAAUAAUGAUUUUAUCUCUUUUGUGAGGUGGCUCAGUCUUGACCACCGAGGACCAGGAAACAACCACAUAUCCUGGCUGAAAAUCUCUUCUAGACUUAGGAGAAUAACAAUGCUUUCUGUGCCUUGCAUUUCUCUGUCUCCAGAUACCAAAUGGUCUCUGCUUUUCUGCCACUUGGAUUCAUAGCCCCAUGGUCUGGAAUCAAAUCGCCAGGGAGGGAGAGAGGGAGCUGAGAAGCUCUAGGAUGAGAGUGUGGGUGCAGGGGUUUCUUCCAAGUGGCCUCCCUCUCCAAUGAUGUACAUGAUAAAGAGUGCACUUUUACUAAC
This is a messenger RNA of Pteropus alecto (black flying fox), 2828 nucleotides long. It is a transcript of the gene STOM, whose product is annotated as stomatin. Gene Ontology annotation, cellular component: plasma membrane. The transcript is spliced from 7 exons. Bases 96 to 950 code for a protein of 284 amino acids. NCBI's taxonomy places the organism in Eukaryota, Metazoa, Chordata, Mammalia, Chiroptera, Pteropodidae. The record is from RefSeq and is a predicted model, not a curated record.